GCGAGGAGGAGGAGGACCGGGGACUGGUGCCCACUCUUUCCAGAGCGCACGGACCUGUCUUCGUGCACGAUGAGCUCCUUCAGCACGAGGGCACUCACGCUGCUCUCCACGUUUUUCGGGGCCUGCAGUUUGCUGCUGGUGGGCGUGGCCGUGUCGACGGACUACUGGCUGCUGAUGGAGGAGGGAAUUGUCCUGCAGCAGAACCAGACCACCGAGGUCAAGAUGGCGCUGCACUCCGGGCUGUGGAGGGUCUGCUUCGUGGCAGGACCUGAGAAUGGCCGAUGUGUGGCCUCGGAAUAUUUCACCGAACCAGAGGUCGAGAUCACGACAGAAAAUACAGCAAACAUACUCAAAAUGGUUCGAACAGCAACGCCCUUCCCCAUGGUGUCGCUGCUCUUUGUCUUCACUGCCUUCAUCAUCAGUAACAUCGGACACAUCCGGCCACAGCGCACCAUCUUGGCCUUCGUUUCUGGAAUAUUCUUCAUAUUGUCAGGUCUGAGUCUGGUGGUCGGUCUGGUUUUGUACAUCUCCAGUAUCAACGACGAGGUGAUGAACCGACCCAGAGAACCCGAGCUGUUCUUCCACUACCACUACGGUUGGUCCUUCGCCUUCGCCGCCUCCUCCUUCCUGCUGAAAGAAGGGGCAGGAGUGAUGUCCGUCUACCUCUUCAUGAAACGUUAUGCUGAGGAGGAGUUAUACCGGCCACACCCUGCCCUCUACCGCCCUCGCAUGUCGGAUUGCAGUGACUACAGUGGGCAAUUCCUCCAUCCGGACUCCUGGCCCCCGCCACAGCGCGGUCGCAGCCCCUCCGAUGUCUCCUCUGACAUCUCCAUCCAGCUCAACGAAACGCCACCCUCGAACCAGCCUCCCAAAGGGUGCAAUAGUUCCCAGGCGACGCCGUCUUCCUCUGGGCCGUCGUCAGCGGCCAGCUAUCAGCUCCAGCCAGCCUCCUCCUCUUCCACCUCUUCUUCCUACCCCCACUCCUCCUCCACGCCACAUCCGCUGCACGCAACUGCCACCCUGCCCAGAGUCUCUCACACUCCCUCCCACCCUCACCCGAGCGGACCACCAUCGCAAUCCCUGCCCAUGGCCACACCGCCGUCGGCCGUUCCUCCCCCUCGUUACCACACUCUAAUGCGAAUGGGCGCCUCGCCAUGUUAAGCUAUGUGUGGGGGCUGGUGAUGGGGGGCUGGGGAGGUUAAAUUGGCUCUUUUAAACAUCUGACACACAACAGAACAACACACACACAAACGCAAAUUCUGUAGCAUUGAAGUGUUUGAGAGGAAGAAUACAGCAGAGUAGAAGAAGAAGAAGGCAGGAGGUUUAAGGAGAUCAAAAAGAGGAGAGAAGAGGGGAGGCGGGGAAGGUGGGCAGAGGGAUGACUCACCGCUGAUUCCCGGCUCGAGAUGAAGACAGACACUUAACAAAACUUUUAACGUGGUGGGAGAGGAUGAUGGAGGGAAAUGACGAUUAGUAGCAACAAGACAUUUGCAGGGUUUCUGGCAGAUGCGUUUAACAUCAGGAC
This is a messenger RNA of Thalassophryne amazonica, 1525 nucleotides long. RefSeq names its product calcium channel, voltage-dependent, gamma subunit 7a (gene cacng7a). The transcript has 6 exons. The record is from RefSeq and is a predicted model, not a curated record. Gene Ontology annotation, biological process: positive regulation of synaptic transmission, glutamatergic; regulation of AMPA receptor activity; neurotransmitter receptor transport, postsynaptic endosome to lysosome. Gene Ontology annotation, cellular component: postsynaptic density membrane; AMPA glutamate receptor complex. Gene Ontology annotation, molecular function: voltage-gated calcium channel activity; channel regulator activity. Lineage: Eukaryota; Metazoa; Chordata; Actinopteri; Batrachoidiformes; Batrachoididae. The coding region runs from base 70 to 1161 and encodes 363 amino acids.